This is a messenger RNA of Paramisgurnus dabryanus, 4557 nucleotides long. RefSeq names its product chondroitin polymerizing factor a (gene chpfa). The record is from RefSeq and is a predicted model, not a curated record. Lineage: Eukaryota; Metazoa; Chordata; Actinopteri; Cypriniformes; Cobitidae. Gene Ontology annotation, molecular function: glucuronosyl-N-acetylgalactosaminyl-proteoglycan 4-beta-N-acetylgalactosaminyltransferase activity. Gene Ontology annotation, cellular component: Golgi cisterna membrane.
AGCCACUGACACGUACGAAUGCUUCAAUAAUUCCGAGGAAGGUGAAGCGAUAAUGCGAUACAUCCAAUCCAGGUUACGUUAGUAUUAAAACUGCUUUUUUAAUGUGCGCCUUUCUCUUCAAAUCACGCUUAAAGUGUGCGGUUUAUACACCAAUAGUCGGAAUACGAUGAGGUUUUCUAUGUUGAUCGGUCUGUUAAGGCCAAUCGGGCCGGUUGUUAUCGGGAUCUCUUUGGGAUUUACUCUGAGUUUGUUGAGUGUGAGCUGGAUAGAGGAAAGCUGUGAAAUAAACACUGUAGGAGAUGAAGGAAUGAUUUUAUCCCAGGAUGGAAAUCUGAAAGGAGCACGGAAACCCAACUCCAUCUCCACUGGAAGCGAUGGUGAAGAAGAUGAGGAGCAAGAUUUUCAGCCGAGAAUUAUCCCGUACAAACCAGUAAAACAGACUCAGCCCAAGAAACUUUUCAGGGCAAAAUACAUCAGCACAGAGCUGGGAAUUCGAGAGCGUCUUUUUGUGGGAAUACUUACCUCCAAAAGCACCAUCAACACUCUGGGUGUGGCCGUCAACCGCACCAUCAGCCAUCAUCUGGACAAUGUUGUCUUCUUCACCGGCACCCGAAGCCGCAAGACGCCCCAUGGCAUGUUUGUGGUCACCCACGGUGAUGAGCGCCUCAUCUGGAACAUGUUCCAAACCAUCAAGUACAUUCUAGAACACUACAUCACAGAGUACGAUUGGUUCUACCUCGCUCAGGAUGACACGUACACACAGGCAGAUCGGAUCAAGGCUCUGGUGGAUCACUUAAGUAUGGACCGGGUGCUCUACAUGGGCAGCCCGGAGGAGUUCAUAGGUGGUGAGAUGCAGGGGCAGUAUUGCUACGGGGGUUUCGGAUACCUGCUGUCUCGCAGUCUUUUGCUAAGGCUACAGCCCUUCCUGGAGAACUGCAGGAAUGACAUCCUCAGUGCCAGACAUGACGAAUGGCUUGGGCGAUGCAUCAUUGACUAUGCUGAUACCAACUGUGUGGAGGAAUUUGAGGGGAUGAAGUAUGACUAUUAUGAAAUGGGCAAAAAUUCUGACCCCAGUAAGGAAGAUAAUGAGGAUUUUAACAAUGCCCUGACCGUCCACCCAGUGUCUGAUCCUGAACAGAUGUACAGACUACACAAACACUUCACCGAGAUCGAGCUGCAGAAGACAUACCAGGAGAUUGAAAAACUGCAGGCUGAAAUAAAAAACGUGAGUCUGGUGGCUUUUGAGGGCAACCGUAGUGCCAUGUGGCCUGUUGGAAUUAAUCCUCCCUUCGAGCCCAAAACACGUUUUGAGGUUCUCCGGUGGGAUUACUUCACUGAGGAUGAGGUAUUUUCUUGCACUGAUGGGUCGCCGAAGUGCGAGCUCCGUGGAAUUGAUAAACUGGACGUAGCCGAUGUCAUCGAGACGGCUAUGGGUGAGCUGAACAAGAAGUACAAGCCUGUUCUACAUCUAAAGAAACAGCAACUAAUUAAUGGAUACAGGCGCUUUGACCCGACCAGAGGGAUGGAGUACACACUGGAUCUACAGCUGGAGGUGGUGAACCAGAAAGGACACAGUCGAUCCAUCACCAAAAGGGUGCACUUGGUGAGGCCACUUAGUCGCAUUGAGAUCAUCCCAAUGCCUUAUGUUACCGAGGCAACCAGGGUCCACAUCAUCUUACCUGUUACUCAUCAAGACAGAGAGCUUGUUCACCAGUUUUUGGAAGUGUACGCCCAAAAUGCCUUUGAGACCAGUGAAAAUGCAAUCUUAACGUUUCUUUUUAUCUACGAUCCAAUCGAGGCCCAGCAGGUCAACCAGAAUGACAUCUUUGCCAGCAUCAAAGCGCAAAUCAACGCCUAUGAGCACAGAUAUCCCACAGUUAAAGUCCCCUGGAUCAGCGUUAAAAGCGAAAGUCCCUCUCAAAUCAAGUUAAUGGACAUCAUCUCCAAGAAGCACCCGGUUGACACUCUGUUCUUUAUCGCCACUGUGCAAACCAACAUCAACUCUGAGUUCCUCAAUCGCUGUCGGAUGAACUCCAUUAACAACUGGCAGGUGUUUUUUCCCAUCCACUUCCAAUACUUCAAUCCCAGCAUCGCUUAUCAUAACCAGCCUCGUCCCAACACGGUUGAUCUGAUCAAGGAGACUGGUCACUUCGAUCGUAGCUCCUUCAACGAGGCGUGUUUUUACAACUCAGACUACAUGGCAGCACGGACACGCAUGUCCUCGGAUGUCCAGGAGAAUGAGGAGAUCCUGGAGAGCCUGGAUAUAUAUGACAUGUUCAUAAAAUACUCUAACCUGCACGUUUUCCGAGCGGUUGAGCCGGCCCUUCACGAGAAAUAUAGUUACCAGCCUUGUAAUCCACGUCUGAGUGAAGAUAUCUACCAGAGGUGUGUACAGAGCACCCUGGACAGCCUCGGAUCACGCUCUCAGCUCGCCAUGCUGUUGUUUGAACAAGAGCAGGGCAACAGUACUUAACACCAAAACUCAAAUAUUGAGCGAGUACUAGGAGGUGAUAACUCCUCCACCUCAUACAAUGGACUGAAACUUGAGUGGAAUUUGCUCUGAGUCAGAAAUACUUUUGGUACCAAAGAGCGGCUGAAGAGUUACAUUAUUGUUUAUAAUUGUUUUUUGUUUGAUUUGCAGCAACUCGCUUUGUCUUGGCUUUUAAACCAGACUGUUUAAAAGAUCACUCCCGUAACAUACCAUAACACAGUGCUUCCCAAUCCUGGUCCUCGGGGCCCCCCUGCCAGAAAGUUUUAGAUGUCUCCUUAUUUAAAACACCUUAUUUAAAACAUCUUUCCAAAAUGGUUAACAUGUCUCCCUAACAAGCUGAUGAGUUAAAUCAGGUGUGUUAAAUAAGGAGACAUCUAAAACUUUCCGGGAGGAGUGCCUCGAGGACCAGUAAUGGGAAGCACUGCCUUAACACAUCACUGUGCCUUUAAAGUCAACUCUUAUGCCGUGUUCUUGUUGUCAUAGAUGGUACACAUUUGCUUGUUUGUUUAAGUUAGCUAUUUUAUCUAUGUUAAAAAUGUUAAAAUUAAUGUAUAUUUAAUAUAGCAGGGUUAUUACGAGAGAGAAGGAACCAUAGCCAGAUUCUGUGUUAUUCCAGUGAGUUUGUUGUUUUUAUAAAGCGUUGUAAAUGCUUCAUACACAAUUUAUGAACCCUGUUAGUGUUAAAAAAGUACUUUUAAGAUACUAUUAAAAAGAAGAAAAAAAAUUGGGGGCCAAGUAACAAAUUUAUUUUGUAAACUUUUUUACAAAUAUUUUAACCAGGAUAGCUGUAUUAUUAAUUUAUGCUUUGUUGUGAUUUGUUUUGAACAUGGAUACCUUUACAAAUACAUGCACAUGUAAAUAUUUAUCAUUAAAACAGCCUCAAAGAGAUUUUUCAGAUGAAGCAAAGUUUUUUAAAGUCUUGCACUAAUAAUUUCAUCGGACAUCUGCCUUACGUCAAAAUUUUUUUAUGUUUCAGUAUACUUUUUGCACACAUUUUCACAAGAAAUAAGAAAUAAUUUAGGGUGAGUUACAUGGGUUUAGUUAGUUUCUGUGCUCAGGAGCUCAGUACCAGUGCAACACUUUACAGAUUUAGUCUGCUUAAAGCCUGCUGAGGGAAACAUCCCUAAUGAGUAUAAUGCUGAAUAAAACACUGUAAAAUAUUCCUUGUUGCACUUAACAUUUUUAAGUUUAAUAAAAAAAUGAUUCAUUCAAUUUACUCAAUUUUUAAGUGGUUGCUAUCAAUUUAUUUAAGCUACAUUUAAACAAAUGUUUUUUAUUUUAUUUUAUUUUACUAAUUUUUUGUUUAAAUGUAGCUUAAAUAAAUUGAUUGCAACCAUUUACCUUAAAAAAUGUAGUAAAUUGAAUGAAUCGUUUUUUCAGUGUAAAUGAAAAAAAAUGUUUACUUAAGCUAAUUCAACUUUAUUUUUAUAACUUAUAGCAAAUCAUCACAUGUCAAAAAUGAUGAAUGAAUUGUGAAGUUGAUUAAACUUAAAAAUUUAAGUGCUACAAGGAUUUUUACAGUGUAGGUUUCAAAUAUCUAAGAUGCACUCACCCGUUAUGUUUCACUACUCAUUUAAACACUUUUUCUGUGGCAACACUAUGGGCUGUAUACAGUUAGAUUAUUAAGAGAGAUGUUUGCUUGUUUGUGGUACAUGUGUUUACUAUAUUUAUGUUGUGUUAAGAGAUUUUAAUUUAAAUCAGUCAUAAAUGCAGUACACUGACUAGGAUAGUGUUAUUCAAUAUUACAAUGCUGGAGAUGAAAAAGUGCUGUGAAAUAGGUUUUAAAACUUGAUGUUUUGUAUCUUUAUAAAAACGAUACAUGCACAUUAUGAGAUUGAAUGCACAGAGUGUCACAGACUGAGCGCAGAUUGAAGCAGCUACUGGCCUUUAGGGGUCAGCAAAGGAUCAUGGGAUUUUGCCUGCUCUCCGAUGCUUUCACAGUACUGUUACUUAACCUCACCUUUGAUAUUUUCUUGAUGAAUAUUCUCUAUAAAUUUACUGUAUUUUGUUCUGAUAUUAUUGUACAAAUGUUUAAUAAAGACGUUGUAUGUUAUAGCUCAGAUAAA